Molecule: messenger RNA, 1158 nt
Organism: Lolium perenne
Lineage: Eukaryota; Viridiplantae; Streptophyta; Magnoliopsida; Poales; Poaceae
Molecular function (GO): nucleic acid binding; zinc ion binding
Source: RefSeq, a predicted model, not a curated record
CAUACGCGCGCAGCUCGCGAGCGAGAAGAAACGCGACAUGACGGUCGCUGAAUACUUCGCCAAGAUGAAGGGCUAUGCCGACACCAUGGCAAGUGUUGGGCAUCCUCUGGAGGAUGACGAGAUCAUCAGCUACAUCAUAGCUGGCCUCGGCGAGGACUACGACGCGCUCAUGGCCUCGCUCACCGUCAUCAACACUCCGGUAACUCUCACAGAUUUCUACUCGUUUCUGUUGAGCUAUGAGGCACGUCAGAAUAUGCGUGCAAAUUCUCGUGAUGACUUCUCCUCCUCCGCCAACAACGUCGCCCGCACCGGCUCCAACAACACCAACAACCAGCGCAACACCAACAACAAUGGCGGUGGCUACCGCGGUAAUCGUGGUGGCGGUGGCUAUGCUAAUCGCGGCGGUGGCUAUCCCAAUCGCGGCGGUGGCUAUGCCAAUCGCGGUGGUGGCCGCGGGCGUGGCAAUGGAGGAAAUCGCUUCCACACUAGGUGCCAGGUAUGCGACAAGCCUGGGCACGAGGCGCUGCGAUGCCGCGAGCGCUUCAACCAUGCAUUCCAGGCCAGCGACCCCGCUCCCGGCCAUGGUGGCUACCAUGGUGGCGGGAAUCAUGCUGGCUAUCACGCCGGCUAUCAUGCUGGCCACGGUGGCUAUCAUCACGGACAUGGUGGCUAUGGACAUGGAGGCUAUCAGCAGGGUGGUGGCUCUCACUAUGGCGGCUACUACGGUGGCUAUGGAGCCAGCUCUUCUAGCGGGGACCCCCAUUGGUACAUGGACACAGGGGCCACUGAUCACCUCACCUCCGAGCUCGACCGUAUGACUAUGCAUGAGCGCUAUCAUGGGCGCGAUCACGUUCAAGUCGCCAAUGGAUCAGGACAAGGCCACGAGGAGAAUUCUGCUCCACGGUAGGAGUCGUGGUGGACUCUACCCUAUUCCGCUUGAUCGAGCUUCGCCUUCAUCCUUCCGUCAAGCCUACUCUGGUGUUCGCGUCUCCUCCGAUCAAUGGCAUCAACGUUUAGGACAUCCCUCCAAUAAUGUCGUCGAGUCGAUUGUUAGGUCAAAUAAAUUUUCAAGUGGUGUCGUUUCUGAGUCUUUCGUUUGUGAUGCGUGUCAACGUGCAAAAAGUCAUCAAUUACCAUAUACUUUAUCAUCUCGAAUAA